This is a messenger RNA of Diatraea saccharalis (sugarcane borer), 1264 nucleotides long. The record is from the annotation of a GenBank genome assembly. NCBI's taxonomy places the organism in Eukaryota, Metazoa, Arthropoda, Insecta, Lepidoptera, Crambidae.
AUUAUAAUCCGGUCUUUAUAUAUAAAUUGUUUAUUGUCAACACAAGUGUUGAAUUUUCAAGUGAUUUUAUAUCAAUUAAAGUUAAGCAUGUCUGUGAAGAGACCAGUGUCUUGGUUUUUAAGUGACACGGGAAGAAAGUUUUCAUUUGCGCUUAUAACCGGAACGGGUCUUGCAUUAACAGCUGCCAGAUUCGCACCACAUUCAAUACUUCUAAAUAAAUAUAAAGAUAUUGUCCAUCAUUACAGUAAUGGUAAGCCGGUUGAACUUCCCAAAGAGCUUCAGGAGCGGUAUGAAUACUGUUUAAAUUUAAUUAAUCUGAAUGACGUGCAUAAAAAGCUAAUUUCUCCAUUCAGUGUGUUUGGUUAUGAUUUGUUUUAUGCAGGAAGUACAAAUUCUCGGUUUGGUGCUGUUAUUGGUAUUCCUGUAAAUUUUACUUAUAAGACUCUUCAAGAUCUGGAAAAAGAUAACAUUCAGGUCAAUCAAAAAGGAGUUGACUGGACUUCAGAAAUUGGACAAAAGUUAGCAAAUGCAUUGAUUUUGCCAGAGAAAGUACAACAGUUUGCAAUAUGUAGAGAAAUAUUAAUGACUCAGAAUAACAAAUUUAUUUAUGAAUCUACAUAUCCAUUUGCAUGUUUGUUCCUAGUAUAUAAUAUGGCUCAUUACAUUAAUAAUAAACUCAAUCUAUAUAAGGGGCCUGUUUCUCUUAGGUUUACUCUGUAUACAAUACUAGGGUUAUUUGGAUUGGGAACAUAUUUAUUAAUGAAAGAUAUGACUGAAGUUUAUUAUGAAACAGAAGUUGAUCGCAAACUUUGUGAAUUAGGUCCAGAAUAUAUUGAAAGUGGAAUUAUAUUUUAUGAUAAGUUACUUCAAAGGAAUCAAGCUUUGAGAGAAUUAAUGGGCAAAGAAGGUGAAAGAAAAUACAGCAAACUAGGCAAUGAAAACUUCUUCCUUCGGCAACCUCGUAUGGCUCUUAUGCACAGGAAACAGUUUUUUGAAGAACAAUUAAGGAAUAAACAAAAUGAAACUCACGAUAUUAGUAAUAAUAAGGUUAAUGUUGAAAUGUAAUACAGAUUAGUGAGAAACAAAGAAUGUUAAUGUAGUUAUAAUUAUUGUUAUUUAAAUUAAGGAGAUAUAGUAUUUAUUUGUGAUGCAGAGAAACUUACGAAAAAAUAAUUUAUUAUUAGUGCUCAAUUUCUUGUUUUUCCAUAGAAAGAUAAAAUGGUAGAUACCUAAGGUCUUGUAUGCCAUUAAAAUUUUAAAUUCC